Colletotrichum phormii is the source of this 1428-nucleotide messenger RNA. RefSeq lists its product as uncharacterized. The transcript has 2 exons. The record is from RefSeq and is a predicted model, not a curated record. NCBI's taxonomy places the organism in Eukaryota, Fungi, Ascomycota, Sordariomycetes, Glomerellales, Glomerellaceae. The coding region runs from base 213 to 1427 and encodes 404 amino acids.
CUCCCAUCAUUCCUGACAUCCUUUCCAUCCUGCAUCCCACUCACAUACCACUUACAUACCCAUACUGUUCAGUUCCCACAUACAUACACCAGCCUUGAGGCCUUGCUACACCUAACUUGCUAUAUCCUACUCACACACAACCCACUUACACAAGACCUGACAGCAACAACACUCUCCACUCUACCCUCAGAUCAAAGAAUCAAGAGUUUAUAAUGGAGUCAAUUCGUAACGUCAGCAACAAGUCCGCUAUCAACAUCAUCAACUCUACUCUCAAGACUACCACCAUGGCGACCGCCACCACUACCGCCACCACUACCGCCGCCAGUACUUCCCCAGGAGCGUCAGAAUCAAUCAUGACCCUCCACCAACGCAUCGCAAAGCGCCGCCGGGACUGGAACCUCGACCUCACAAACGGCCCAGUCUCCUCCCCAGCUGGAGCACCAGAAUCGGCGUCGACGCCCCUUCCUGCCCAGAACGCCAGACUCCAGUCUUGUACUUCAUUGCCACCUCAAAGCGCGGCAAUAACAUCCUACUCUUCCCUCCCUCUCCCCCCCCCCUCCACUUCUAGCAAGGACGUCAUCAACGACGAAUACCCCCUGGGCGAUGACAGUUCAGAGGAGUACGCCAUCUGCCCCGACACAGACUCGCUGCGCUACAAGCAAGAGUCUGACGUCGGCCUCUGGAGCGGGCCCCGUUCCUCGCCUGGGCCGAAGGCUAAGUACGCCAGGUCCCGCUCCUGGAGUUCCAGGCGGUCGGACAGCGGGUACUCCUCGGGCGGCGAGGAGCCCGUCGUCGUCGGUGAGGGCAGCGAGGGCAGCGAUAGUGAGAGCGACUCCGGCCUUGGCUUCUUCCUUGGCUUCCCGGAUGACAAGUUCGUUCUCUACGACAGCGGGGACAAUUCCGACAGUGAGUUCGACAGCGACUACGACUCUGAAGACGAUGAUAUCGUCAUGACCGACUCGUCUCCCCUUGGCAACUCUGGGGACGGCGAUAUCGUCAUGGCUGAAUACGACGGAGAUGACGACGUCGUUAUGGCAGACGUGGCCGAUGUUAGUGAAGACGAUGACGAUAUCUUGAUGCCUGAUUAUAUCGAAGACAACGGUAUCAUUAUGGCCGAUUACAGCGAGGACGUAGAGGUCGAUAUGACCGACUAUAUCGCCCUCGCGAACGACGGCGAUAACAACGGCCCCAUGUUCGGUUGGGAUAGCCCGAGCGAACUUAGGUGGUCCUCGCCUCCUGCCUCCCCUGGCUGGUCCGAACCAGAGGUGCUUUCAGGAUACACGGCCACCAACUGGGAUAACGGGGUGCCCGAACUGGUGAGGUAUCUCGAGUUCGACUACUCGGACAUCGAGUACGAUGGAGAGUACGAUGGAGAGAUACCCAUCGUGGUAAUCAGCUUGGCCAAGGAUGAGAAGGAUUACAAGUGAA